ACUGAAAAGGUCCAACCAAUGUUUUUUACUUGCUUUAGUGGCUGUGGCUCCCUAAUUAAUUGCAGCUAUCUGUCUCCUAUCGAUGUGUGUGUGUACAUGUGUGUUGUGUGUGUGUGUUUCCUCUUUUCUCCCCAAACCGAACAUGAAAUAGUUUGUUGGGCUAUACUUUCUUUCUUCCUAUCGUCCCCCCUUCCUUCCUUCCUUCCUUCCUUCCCGUCCGGGCUCGCAGGCAGAGACAGGACAGAUUGAAACCCAGCUGUGUGCGUUGCCAUUUCCCCCCUCUCUGCUCGGUGAUGUUGGAUAUGGGAGAGCGCAAAGAGGUGAAAAUGAUUCCUAAAUCGUCGUUCAGUAUAAACAGUUUGGUGCCCGAGGCCGUGCAAAGCGACAACAACAACAACAACAGCAGCAGCCACCAGAACCACCACCACCACCACCAGAACCACCACAUCCAGAGCCACGUCCAGAACCACCGGGCCGGCGGCCCCGAGGAAGCCGAGCGCAAAGCUCCUCUCCCGGCCGCGCCGCAGCCGCAGAGCGACGCCAAGGCGGAUCCGAAGAGCGAGUCCGCGAGCCUGCAGGAGAGCUGCGCGGACGAGAAGGACAAACAGGAGGAGAAGAAGGACGGGAAAGACGCGGACGGAGGAAAGGACGGAGAGAAGAAGAGCGGCAAGUACGAAAAACCUCCUUUUAGCUACAACGCGCUGAUCAUGAUGGCGAUCCGGCAGAGCCCGGAGAAACGGCUCACCCUCAACGGCAUCUACGAGUUCAUCAUGAAGAACUUCCCGUACUACCGGGAGAACAAGCAGGGCUGGCAGAACUCCAUCCGGCACAACCUCAGCCUGAAUAAAUGCUUCGUGAAGGUUCCCCGGCACUACGACGACCCGGGCAAAGGGAACUACUGGAUGCUGGACCCGAGCAGCGACGACGUCUUCAUCGGGGGGACCACCGGGAAGCUGCGGCGGCGCUCCACCACGUCCCGGGCCAAGCUGGCCUUCAAGCGGGGCGCGCGGCUCACCUCCGGGCUCACCUUCAUGGACCGCGCCGGCUCCCUGUACUGGCCCAUGUCCCCCUUCCUGUCGCUGCACCACCCGCGCGCCAGCGGCGCCCUGGGCUACAACGGGACCUCUUCCGGGUACCCGGCGCACCCCAUGUCCUACAGCACCAUGCUGACGCAGAACAUGGGCAGCAACCACUCGUCGUUCCCGGCCUCCAACGGGCUGAGCAUGGACCGGCUGGUCGGCGGGGAUCUGCCCUACGCCACGCACCACCUGACGGCGGCGGCCCUGGCGGCCUCCGCGGUGCCCUGCGGCCUCUCCGUGCCUUGCUCCGGGGCCACUUACUCCCUGAAUCCGUGCUCUGUGAACCUGCUGGCCGGGCAGACCAGUUACUUUUUCCCCCACGUCCCGCACCCCUCCAUGAGCACGCAGUCCGGCGGCGGAUCCUUGCAGGCCGCCCGGGCUUCGGCCUCCAAUUCCCCGCAGGCUCCGUCCUCCUCGUCGCUGCCCUGUGACUCUCUGAGGCCGGCGCUGUCCGGCUCCCUGCCGGCCUUCUCCUCGGGACUGUCCGGGGGUUUGUCUGACUAUUUUACGCAUCACAACCAGGGCUCGACCUCCAACCCGCUUAUACACUAACCUCACCUCUUCAUUCAUCCCUCCAUCCAUCCAUCCAUCCCCCCCACACACCCCCCUGAAGGAAACCAUAAAAUGACUGGAACUGUAAGUUGAACAUUUUCCACGUGAACAUUUUAGCCUACAUUGUAAAAAAACAAAAAAACAAAA
This is a messenger RNA of Etheostoma cragini (Arkansas darter), 1778 nucleotides long. It is a transcript of the gene foxg1a, whose product is annotated as forkhead box G1a. Gene Ontology annotation, cellular component: nucleus. The transcript has a single exon. The record is from RefSeq and is a predicted model, not a curated record. Lineage: Eukaryota; Metazoa; Chordata; Actinopteri; Perciformes; Percidae. Bases 294 to 1631 code for a protein of 445 amino acids. Gene Ontology annotation, biological process: regulation of transcription by RNA polymerase II. Gene Ontology annotation, molecular function: DNA-binding transcription factor activity; sequence-specific double-stranded DNA binding.